GAGACAGUACGCUUGAGAGAUACCGAAGCAGCCUAAAAAGCACUAUUGAGUGCCUCACUCAGCCGGCGACUGGGCCCGGUCGACGCAACAUCUCUCUCGGGCGGUGUCGAAAAGCAGCUCAACGGGCAGGUACCGACUGGUACCAGGAACUUGAGAUGGCCCAACGAGGCCUUCCACGGACAGCGCCCUUCUAUGAGGUGCCUCCACUGCGAGUGGUGAGCGUCGAACAUCCGGGGGUGGUCCGGAACGUCGACAAUGCCAUCCGGACUUUGCAGGGGAGCGAUGGGAUUGGCAAGAUUUUGAAUCCGCCCAAAGCAGAUACUCCUGCCAACCUGGUGCUCCGUCCGGAGGAUGCGAUGGCCCGGCCGCUGCAGUCGACCAGUUCCCAGUCCAACAAUAUAUUGUUGAAGGUGACGGUACCUCGACGCACCGGAAGGAAGCGUAAGCGAGGCUCAGACGAGCCAUUCAUCGAUGGAGAUGUCGACACUGCGGCGGACGAUGGCUCCCUGCCACGACGGAGUGCACGACAGCUGUUGCAGAGUCUCCGUGACAACGAAUAUCGCUACCAGGUCGAGCCGGUGGGCAAGGUCGAACGGACUCAUGUGUUCCGAGGCAUGCCCGACUUUGUCUUCUCGACAGCGUCAAGCACGUUCGCCAACCGGUUUCGAGAACAGAUUCUCUCCUACGACUAUCAAAAAAUGAAGCAGUUCGAUAUCAACAUGACCAAGGGCGAGACCAUGAACGUGGAGAUUUUUCCUCCUCCGUCGUUCAGCCAUGGCGAUGUUCCAUUUAGCUAUAUGUACCGCCAAAACCCCACGGUGAAACUAUCCGUGGACGACGCAGGCAAAGUCACAACCUUCAACACCCAGCAAGCCACCAAGGUGCUGACGCACCUGGUCCCGUAUGAUAUCGAGAGCGUCCCGUCAGCUCCGCGCGACAGCUGCCCGCCCCUCGACACCCUCGACCCAGCGUUGCAGGAGACCAUCGCCUCUGUGCGGGCUCUCUUCGCCGAGCGAGUCGCCUGGACCCGCCGUGGGCUGCGCAACUCCCUCACCACCCUAGAACAACGGUACCAACUCCGCCACGCAAUCCCCUACGUCGCGUACAUCUUCCGCUCGGGACCCUGGCGCGAUGCAAUCAUCAAGUUCGGGCACGACCCGCGCACCGCCCCCUGCUACCGCUUCUACCAGACCGUCAUGUUCCGCAUCCUCCCUCGGGACCCGGAACUCGCCCGCGACUCCGCCGGCGGCCGACGACACACCCUACCGCGCCCGUCGGCCGAAUCCAACAUCCUCGCCGGUAGUUCUGGCGGCGGCGGUGGUGGAUCGGCAGUCGAUCCAACGAUGCCCGGCGGCGGCACAGCGCAAGGCACCAGCCACCUAUUCACGGGCCAGCGGCCGUUCCCACGCGACGGCAAGAUGUGGAUGCUCUGCGACAUUACCGACCCGCUCCUCGCGCAGUCCUUGUUCCCCGAGGGCCGACCGCAGCAAGCCACGCUCGCAGCCGCUCUGGCUUCCACGCCCCCCGACGACUUCCUCCGACCAACCUGUGAUAUUGUGAGUGACGGGUGGUUCGGUGACGGCACGCUCGGCAAGCUGAAGACCAUCAUGCGCGACAAGAUCCUCACGCUCAUCCGCGAUGCCACCCCAUCGGACUCGGACUAUGCGCGUAUCCUGGCGUUUCCGGACCACACGGGCGGCGACGAAAACCUGGGCGAGUUCAUGCUCGACGGCGGGGUCGCCUCGGUGCGGGAUCUCCAGCUUGCCACUGAGGUGCGGGCGACGAUCCGCGGGGCGCCCAAUUGGCGCACCGAUGCUGUGAAGCGGAAUACGGGUCAGACUGGACCUCCUCCUGGCAAACGCGUGCAGUGGGGGGAUGUGAGUGAGGGGGAGGAAGAGGCCGUCGAGAGAGAGGAGGCGGCAGAUGCAGUUGUAGAGAGGAAUGAGAUGGAUACUGAGCAUGAUGAUUGAGAUUUGUUCCUACUAUCAAAGGAAAAAAAGCCCGACUUUUUAUAAAUCCAUUUACUACAACUAACUAUCUAAGCAUUGCAUCGCUAGAGUUACAUCUGACCUCGUCGACUCG
Molecule: messenger RNA, 2082 nt
Organism: Penicilliopsis zonata CBS 506.65
Lineage: Eukaryota; Fungi; Ascomycota; Eurotiomycetes; Eurotiales; Aspergillaceae
Exons: 5
Coding region: 156-1970 (604 amino acids)
Biological process (GO): transcription initiation at RNA polymerase III promoter
Cellular component (GO): transcription factor TFIIIC complex
Source: RefSeq, a predicted model, not a curated record